AUGGAGGACGAGUCGGUGACUUCGGAGACCUUCGCAUCGCAGCUCACCGAGUGGUUAGCAGAGCGCUUCAAAGAAGAACGCUCUGCAGCUGAAAGGAGACAUGAGGCUGUGCUUGCCGACUUGCAGAGUAUCCUGGGAGGGGCCCCACCUAACGGGAGCUUCAAUGGGAGUGGGAGGAGCUCACAGCUGUCACAGCUAGGGACUGUGGCCGAAGAUGAAAGCGUGCCUCCACCCUAUGUGAGAACAAGGCUCAAAAUGAAGAGGUCGCUUGCAAAGUGGAACCUGAAGCAUGCCGGGACGCAUGGCACACUCGGCAGCUUCGCUAGCUUGGCGAGCAGCCAGAGGGCUCAUCAGAGUCCCCUCUCCCUCAAGGACUCCCUGAGCGUCAAGGCAGUGGCUGGCCUUCCUUUCUGGCAUCCGACCAGGAUGGUACGCUCAUACGCCUUUGAGCUGUUCUUCUCCUUCCUUAUCCUACUGCAGGCAGUGACAAUGGCAGUGGAGGUGCAGUUCACAGGCCUAGACUGGGGGUACCAGCUGGGUUACGAAGGCUACGAUCGUCCAGCAGCGGAGGUAUGGACCAGUGUGCCAGCAGUUGUUCAAGGGAUCGACGUGUUCUUCGGCGUGUUGUUCACCAUCGAGGUCGUGCUGAAAUCUGCUGUUCUCCGUCGCGCUUACGUUCUGGACCCAUGGUCUUGGUUUGACAUGGUCUUGGUUGCUCUUUGGUGCAUGGAUACAGGCUUGUCGUUGCUGCCGCUUGAUAGCCACACGCUUCGAUUGCUGCGGCUGGUCCGGCUCAUACGGCUCGUGAAGCUGGUCAGAGCAGUUCAAGGCUUCGACUCCCUUAUCAUCAUGACGACUGCCUUGAGAGACAGUGUCAAUGCUCUCUUCUGGGUCGCGAUGAUCAUGCUUGUUGUCGAGAUGAUGUUUGCCCUGCUCUUGAACCAAGUGCUCAUGAGCCUUGUCCGAGGAGCAGGCUUAGGUCUGACAGCUGCAGAAGAAAGAACUUUGUUUGAGUAUUUUGGAACCUUCCCCAGAGCCAUGCUGACCAUGUUCCAGUUCACGCUGGGGACUUGGGUCCCCGUGGCCCGCAUUCUGCAGGAGGUCGUGAGCCCAUAUUUCAACAUCUUUUCAAUCUUGCACAAGGUUACCGUUGGCUUUGCAUGCAUCGGCGUGAUCAACGGUGUGUUCAUGCAGGAAACUCUCAAAGUCGCGCAGUCCGACGACGUCAUCAUGAUGCGAGACGUGGCAAGACGAGAGAAGAUCCAUGCAUCAAAGAUGAAGGAUUUCUUUCGCUAUGCGGACCAUUCAAAGGACUAUGUCAUAACCCGCGAGGAAUGGCAACGUGUCAUGGAAGGUACUCAUGCUCAGCAUUGGUUUGAGGCUCAAGGCCUCAAUGUCGAAGAUGCCAACACAGUCUUCAGCCUCAUUGACAGGGACAACAGCCAGACCAUUACGAUGCACGAGCUCAUCAAGGGCGUGAACCAGCUGAAAGGGCCUGCAAGGAGCCUUGACCUGGUCAUGAUGACAGAGCGGCACAAUCAGCUCAUGGAUCAGAUGACAGACUUGCUGGAGAGGUGGGGCGGCGGCAGCCCGAAAGCCUCCAACUUUUUUGCCACACCAUCCUCAAGUCCGGGAGGAACCCAAAACUUUCAGGAGAAAUUUCAGAGCUCCUCGAGCCCUCGAGGGAGCCGGGACUUUCAAGGCAAGUAUCAGAGCAGUCCCAGCCCUGGAGGCCGGGACUUGCAGGAAGAAGAGAGGAAUCCGAAUGAAAUCGGCCUUUCGGUGUGA
Symbiodinium natans is the source of this 1788-nucleotide messenger RNA. The record is from the annotation of a GenBank genome assembly. Lineage: Eukaryota; Dinophyceae; Suessiales; Symbiodiniaceae.